AUGUUGGCUCCUCAAUUCAACAGGCGUCAUACACCUAAUUUACUUCGUGCGACAACAGUCAGUAGUUUUUUGCGCCAAGUCGCCGACUUGUCAUCCACGUGCAGUCGUCAGAUUGUCAUCAGAGCGCAGUCUGCGAGCGGCGUCGCCCGCGCCACACGCCAUUCACUCAACGCUAUCAAUUCAAGUGUUAUCAUUGCGCGACAUUCAUUCCCGACAUACAACGCUAUUGUUCUCGGCAUUUGUGCUAAAAUGAAGAAAGUAGACUCACACGCCAGCCUGAAAAAGGGCACGUCCAGAUCAGCGCGGCUGCUCACAGACAGCGUAUCGUCUGAUGAGCCAGAGGCAGAACGGUUGUUGAGCUGUAAGCAGCCCGUGGUUGUGCCGGCAACACCCCGCCGGGAUUCCUUCACAGCACCACCGUCGCCCACAGACUACGCCAAGAAGCGCGACAAUCCUCGCCAUCACAAUUACAUGAACCAUCUGCAUCAUCUCAUUCACUGGAGAGAUAUAUGGAGCGGUGAACCUCACAGAGCACACGAGGUACAGAGGUUAAGGCAUUUUAUUUUCGAUGCUAUGGGAUAUUAA
Leptosia nina is the source of this 585-nucleotide messenger RNA. The record is from the annotation of a GenBank genome assembly. Lineage: Eukaryota; Metazoa; Arthropoda; Insecta; Lepidoptera; Pieridae.